Molecule: messenger RNA, 2619 nt
Organism: Drosophila takahashii
Lineage: Eukaryota; Metazoa; Arthropoda; Insecta; Diptera; Drosophilidae
Gene: wfs1
Product: wolframin ER transmembrane glycoprotein wfs1
Biological process (GO): endoplasmic reticulum unfolded protein response; calcium ion homeostasis
Cellular component (GO): endoplasmic reticulum membrane
Molecular function (GO): protein binding
Source: RefSeq, a predicted model, not a curated record
ACUAUCGAGUCUGGCUGAGAAUUAUUUCAUAGAUUUUCGUAAACAAAGCGAAAAGACGGCCUGUAAAUGGCCACCUGGACACAAAAUGAGCCGACAGGUGUCACCAAGCGCAGGCGUUGGAACCUGGAGGAUCGCGCCUCCUUGAACAAACUGAAGCAUCACAUUGCCUCCGAGGGAUGUCCCCAGAUGCAGUACGAUCUGGCCAAGGAGCUGCUCGAUAAUGCCAUAGAGCCCAAUCCUGCCAAGGGCAAUCAGAACCAGAAGGCCGUCAACUGGCUGGUGAGUGCCGCCCACAAUGGACACGAGGAUGCGGCCAAGCUGCUGCGGCAGUGCUACAACCAGGGCAGCGGCAUAACGGCGGAGAAUGCGGACGAGGUGCGUCGCUGCCUGGCCAUGACUCCGGGCGAGCGGGCGGCGAGAAAAGCAGCCCGGGAGCUCUUUGCCUGCCUCUCAAAUGGCAACGAGCACAUCACGCCCAAGCAGCUGGAGCGCAAGAUGCGGCGCAUCUACAAUCUGCAGCGAAAGCGGCGUCGACGCGACGACGAGCGCUCCUCGUCGAGCAGCGAGGGCGAGCAGGAGUGCGAACCCCUCGAGGAUGUGCCCUCUGUUGGCCAAGCCAGCGUGGAGCGACGCAGCCUCAUCACCGAGGCGCACCUCGUUUCGGCCGCCUCCAACUACAGUGCCGGCCAGAUGCCCAGCGUCAAUGACGCCCUCACAUUGUCCGUGCCCGAUCCGAGGAGCCUGGACCAUGUGCCCUGCUUCUACCGCAUGGUCUUCCACCCGCUCAUCUUCUUCAGCCUCUUCUACCACCGCCUGCUCAAUCUGAUUGUGUCCAUUCCCAAUGUCGCGCCGCUGAGUGUCCGCUGCAGUCUGCUCGUGGCCCUCUCCUGGUGGAGCAGCCGGCACAUGCUGCCCCUGGUCAGCUACUACCUGAGUAUGGCCAUCAUGAUCUGGGCCACGUGCAAGAUGCUCAAGACCAAACAGCAGUUCGUGGACUUUCGCAUCUGGUCGGGACUGUUCCUCAGGUACGGAGAUCAGAACAUCGAGGCGGACAUUGCGGAGCAGCGCUUUCUGCGCAACAACAUGAAGCCGUACCUGUACUACUUUUGUGCCUUCAUCUGCAACCUGAUCGUUUAUCCGCUGGUCACCGACGCCUGGCUGCCGCACUCGGAAUUGACUAUUGUUUCCGGAGCCUUCACGUUUCUCACCAUGGGGGUGUCCAUGUACGCCUCCUCUCAUCUACUGCCCGACUGGCUGGUGAUCGUUUCCUUUGCCGUGAACGUGCUCGCCAAGUAUCCGUACGAAAUGGACGAGGUUGUCUCCACCCGCUGGCGCUUUCUGGACCUACGCGUGCCCACCUUCUCCUCCUUUGUCAUUGGAAAUGGCAUUGAGUUCUGCCUGAAUUGCCGCACCGCCCUGUAUCUCUUUAUUCCCGUGCUGCUGGUGAUGAUGGCCAAGCGCUGCCGCUGGCAUGGAGUCUACACCUACCUAAUUCCGCACUGCGUCACGCUCAGCUGGCUGCAGGUGUGCAUCGCCACCUCGCAGAGUGCCACCAUGUUUGGAGCGAUGCGGGCUGCGCUCGGCCUGGCCGGCAUAGUCUUGUUUCUCCCGCUCUUCGGAAUCGUGGCGCUUCUUGUGCCCGUCUUCGUGGCCAUCGAUAGCUUGGGACUGGCCAGCGAGCAACUGCGCUGGGGCAGCACCGCCCUUGCCUGUGGAAUGGUGGUGGUGCUAUCCUGCGUGCUGGCUUUGAAUAGGGCCACCCAGAAAUACAUAACCAUGCUGCAGCUUUUAAUGGCAGUGACUACAGCCUGCCUGUUGGUCUUUCCCUACAUGACGUCCAGUUUCAAGGACACUCCCCGCUUUAAUGCCAUGCCCAGAGUGGGUCUGCACUCGCUUUCCGAGACGGACACCCUGCCGUGGGAUCGCUUCAACGCUCUGUGUGCCCAACCAAUCAACGAGCAGCCCAACAAGAUCAAGGCACAGCUGCGCUGCUCCCAUCUGAAUGGAAUGCCCGUGACUUGGGAGGGCAGCGUUACCAAAGUGGAGAUCUCGCGGGUGUCCAACAUCCUGGAGGAUGUCAUCGCCAACUAUCUUCCCGUGUGGCUGGGCAGGCUGCUGCGCUGUGUGCAUGGCGAGAAUAUAUCGCAGCACUUCAGGUGCGAUCCCAAGUUGGAUGAGCAGUGCGAGGAGUGGCGCAGUGUAAUUAAAACCCUGAAGGCGCAGAGUGGAAGUUGCACGCUGCAACGGUGGAAUCGCUACGAGUACGAGCUGCUGGUGAAAGUGGGCGCCAGGAAGAGUGGCCGUCUCCUGGGCCGCUCCACCUCCACCGAUGUGAUUCUACGAGCUCACCAUGACUUUGGGAACUUCACCCGGCUCCUGAGCGAGGGCGAUGUUGUGCUUUUCUACGGAACCCUGCAUAACUCUCGACUUCUGGCCGACAGCGUGCAGGUGCAACUGAAGACCAUCGAGUGCGUGGACUGCCGGUCGCCGGAUUUGGGCACAGCCACUAUCGAACGAGUGGUGGCCGCGUCUCCCAUGGAUGCUCGUUUGCAGGAUUUGAUGAGGGGCAUCAAAUAUUUGUUGAACGCUUUGUUGAAUCCCCUGAUCACUUUUAAGUAA